Messenger RNA from Nannospalax galili (Upper Galilee mountains blind mole rat), 4375 nucleotides. Its product is annotated as zinc finger protein 883. Gene Ontology annotation, molecular function: DNA-binding transcription factor activity, RNA polymerase II-specific; RNA polymerase II cis-regulatory region sequence-specific DNA binding. Bases 182 to 2197 code for a protein of 671 amino acids. Lineage: Eukaryota; Metazoa; Chordata; Mammalia; Rodentia; Spalacidae. Gene Ontology annotation, biological process: regulation of DNA-templated transcription. The transcript is spliced from 6 exons. The record is from RefSeq and is a predicted model, not a curated record.
CGAGCACAGAGACAGAAUGUAGGGGGCGGGCUUUCACCAGCGUCGCUGGUGCCUUUGUCUGUCACCGGCCAUCUUGGGAUCUGUCACCUUGUGGGUUCCUGCUCGGGAGGUCCUGGAGACUGCUGCGGCCUCCGUCACCCUGUGCUGUGCUGCAGCGGAAAGAUUCCCAGGAGGACGCAGGAUGCCGGGAAACCCGGAAAUGGAGUUGGUGUCAUUUGACGAUGUAGCUGUGUACUUCACCUGGGAUGAGUGGCAGGACCUGGAUGCUGCUCAGAAGACACUCUACAGGGAUGUGAUGCUGGAGAACUACAGCAGCCUGGUGUUCCUGGGCUACUGCAUGACCAAACCUGAGUUGAUACUCAUGUUGGAGCACGAAUUUGGACCAUGGAGGGUAGCAGACACUUCAAUCUGGAACCUUCCAGGGUACUCCAAGACCAAACCAGAUUUGACCUUCAAAUUGCAGCAUGGAUUUGAGUCAUGGAAUGUAUCAAAAGCCUCACUCUGGAAUCUCCCAGAUGUCCAUAAUAUGAGAGACCUGGAAAAUCAAGAGACACAUUUGUGGCAAGUUGAAGUCUCCAACAGCAUCACAUCAUAUGAACAGAUGGUUGAAGUACGUGAGACAUUUAAUGCAGAACUGAAGAUUCAAGAGAAAAUCCAUCAAUGGACAAAACCCUAUGAAUAUAAAGAAUAUGUGGAAAUGUUUUGUCAGAAUUUACAGCAAACCAGAAAUCAUACAUCUUGCACGUAUGAGAAUCCCUAUAAAUGGGAAGAAUGUAGAAAAACUUUCUAUUAUCAGUCAACACUCACUCAGCAUCAAAGAUUUAAUAUAGGUGAGAAACUCUGUGAGUCUCCACAAUGCUGGGAAAUUUUCCCCUGGAAGUCCCAACUUAAGAGUUUUCAUGCAGGUGAGAAACGCUAUGAAUGUGAAGAGUGUCAGAAGUCUUUCCACCGUAAGGCAAACCUCAUUCGACAUCAAAGAAGAACUCAUAGCAGAGAGAAGCCUUAUGACUGUAUGGAAUGUGGGAAAUCUUUCUACUGUAAGUCAGAUGUCACCCGACAUCAGAGAAGAACUCAUAGCAGAGAGAAGCCCUAUGAAUGUAUGGAAUGUAGUAAAACUUUCUACUGUAAGUCAUAUCUCAUUCGACAUCAAAGUAGAACUCAUAGUAGAGAGAAGCCCUAUGAAUGUGUAGAAUGUAGUAAAACUUUCUACUGUAAGUCAGAUCUCACUCGACAUCAGACAACUCAUAGUGGAGAGAAGCCCUAUGAAUGUAAAGAAUGUUCUAAAACCUUCUACUACAGAUCAGACCUUGCUAAUCAUGAGAGAACACAUACAGUUGAUAAUCCCUAUGAAUGUAAAGAGUGUAGGAAAACGUUCUGCUCCAAGUCAAGCCUCAAUCAACAUCAUAGAAUUCAUACAGGUGAGAAGCCUUAUGAAUGUAAUGAAUGUAAGAAAACCUUCAACUCUAAGUCAAACCUCACUGAACAUCAGAGAAGAACUCAUAGCAGAGAGAAGCCCUAUGAAUGUAAUGAAUGUUGGAAAUCCUUCUACUGUAAGUCAGAACUCACUAAUCAUCAGAGAACUCAUACAGUGGAGAAAUACUAUGAAUGUAAAGAGUGUAGGAAAAAUUUCUACUGUAAGUCAAACCUCAACCAACAUCAGAGAACUCAUACAGGUGAAAAACCCUAUGAAUGUAAAGAAUGUAGUAAAGCUUUCUACUGCAAGUCAAACCUUAAUCAACAUCAGAGAACUCAUACAGGUGAAAAACCCUAUGAAUGUAAAGAAUGCAGCAAAGCUUUCUACUGCAAGUCAAGUCUCGUGAAGCAUCAAAAAAUUCACACAGGUGAGAAGCCAUAUGAAUGUGGAGAAUGUAGAAAAACUUUCUAUCAAAAGUCAGAUCUCACCCGACAUCAGCGAACUCAUACAGGUGAGAAACCCUAUGAAUGUAAAGACUGUAGCAAAACUUUCUAUUGUAAGUCAAACCUCAAUCAACAUCAAAGAACUCAUACUCAUGAAAAACCUUAUGAAUGUAAAGAAUGUAGGAAAACUUUUUACUCAAAGUCAAACCUCACUGAACAUCAAAAAACUCAUACAGAUGAGAAACCCUAUAUGUUUAAUAUCGAUUGUCAACUUGACAAGAUCUGGAAUCACCUGGGAGACAGGCCUCUAGGCAUGCCUGUGACAGAUUAUCUAGAUUAAGUUAGCGUCUGGGGAUGUCUGUGAGGGAUUAUGUUGAUUAAAUUAAUACAAAUGGGAAGAUCCACUUUAAAUGUGGGUGAUACCAUUCCCUGGGCCCAGGUUAUGAACAACAUGGGAAGGAGUGGCACCCUUCCCUAGGCUGAGGUUCUGGAUUACAUGUAAGAAAAAUAGAUGGGCAUGAGCAUUCGUUAUUCUCUGCUUCCUGACUCCAGAUGCCACUUGACCAGCUGCCUCAAGCUCUUGCCACCAUAACUUCCCCACUAUGGUGGCUUGUACCUUACACUGUGAGCCAAAAUAAAUCCUUCAUGAAGUUGCUUUUGUCAGGGUAUUUUGUCACAGUGACAAGAAAAGUAACUAAAUAGGAAAUUGAUUCUGAAGUAGGGCCUUGCUGUCAUCAACUUAAAUACAUGGUUCUUAGGCCUUUGGUAGUUGCUUGCCGGAGGAAUGUGAAACUGAAACUUAGGGCUAAACAAACCCUUCAAAUCCUAUAAACAGAAUUUAAUGGUCCAUUCUGUUAGAAGUUUAUAGUUAGGAAGCAGUGAAAUGUGCUGUUGAAACCUGGCUCAUGAAGUUUCAGAGGGGAACAAAGACUAUCAGGAGCUGGACUACAGGCCAUUUGUGUUGGCCAAUAAUCUGACUACAUUCUGUCUGUGUUGUAAAAACUUAGUAAAGUUGUACUUAAAGGAAAUGGACUAAUUUGGUGGAUAAAAUUUCAAGAUAGUAGCGGAGUCAUGCUAAUACAUAGAUACUAUUCACUGCACUUAUAAAAGUCUGCAAUGAAAAAGAUAAAAUGUUUGGUAGAAAGAUAAAAAUGUGUAGUUUGUCAAAGAUUAAAAGAGCCAAAACAAAUUAACAGUUGUGGGCAACCAUAUACUGAAAAGAGGCUGUAAUUGUUAAAGAGAACCAUCCUGCACUGCAACAGGACAAUAGGAAAUGUGCCCUGAGUGCAGGACCCCACCAGGCAAAGAUUCCACUUGGGAAAAUGUAAACUUAUUUGAAAAGAGAGUUUGAACUGAAAUGCAGCUGAAGAGGUUCUCUCCUCCUUGAAGACAACCACAUAGGGAAGUGUUUUUCCAUGGUUAGCACACAAUAGCUGAUACAACUUUGGCCCAAAGGAGCCAGUUUACAUCUCUUACUAGCAGCAGCUCUUGGAAGUUUGUCUACAUGGUACUGGUUUACUAGAUAUGAAAGGUGUGCAAUAUGGUAUGAUUGGGAGUAGGGGGGGUCAUAGAGUCUUGCUUCUCAGUUUCAGAGAGCACCUGAGGCUAGACAGUGUGUGACAAGAUUAGAGUCUCUUCAAGGAGGCCCUUACUGGCCACUGCAUGCAGCUGUGAAGAUGAAGCCUAAGUUACAGUGGAGACUGGUAUAUUGGAGAUUCCAGGACCAUGGGACAUUUGCAGGAAAGUUGCAGGAAUGGAGUGGAGCCAUCCUAAGAGUUUGAGUGUCUUACAGGUAGCAAAGCUGGGCCGAUAGGGCUACCCAAGCACUUUGAAGUCCAGAUGAUUCUGCUAUGAGCCUCUGAUGCUGGACAUGGCGAUGCAGGAUUGUGUUUUCCCUGCUGAAAUUUAGCCUUGAUUCUUUUUUUUUGUUUUGUUUUUUUGGAAUGGGAAUGUUUAACAUGUGCUUUUAUGUAUUGGAACUAUCACUUGUCUUUUGAUAUUAUAGGAGCUCACAGUUAAGAGAUUGCCUUGAUCCUCAGAUGAGAUUUGUACUUUGGAUAUUUAGUGUUAGAACUGUUAAGGUUAUGGGACUUUUGAUGUUGUAUUUAAUGUAUUUUGCAUCAUGAGAUGGUCAUGAACCUGUGUGGUAGGGGGUGAAAGGUUCUAGCUUAGCAAUAUUCUUAAAUGUUUAGGAAUGGAGUUGCGAUGGUUAAUAUUCAUUGUCAGCUUGACAGGAUCUGGGAUCAUCUCAAACCUCUGGGAAUGUCUGUAGGAAUUAUCUUUAUUAGGUUAAUUAAGGUGGAAAGACUCACUCUACAUGAGGGCAGCACGAUUCUGUGUUGGGGUCUGGACUGCAUACAGAGGAAAAAGGUGACUGAAAAUAUGCAUUCAUUGUUCCCUGCUACCUGAGUGGAUGCCACUGGACCAGCUGCCUCAAGCUUCUGCCACCAUAACUUACUGCUCUAAAAUGGAUUGUACCCUUGAACUGUGAGCUGAAAUAAACCCUUCCUUAAUUUGC